CAGCACGUCGGGCGCGUCGAGAUCGAGCUCUUCACGCGGACGUUCCCGAUCACGUGCGAGAACUUCCGAGCGCUGUGCACGGGCGAGAAAGGGUGCGGCGUCAGCGGCAAGCCGUUGCAUUACAAAGGCGCGAAGAUGCAUCGCAUCAUCCCGGGCUUCAUGAGCCAGGGCGGGGACACGACCGCGGGGGACGGCACGGGCGGGGAGUGCAUCUACGGGAAGCGGUGCUUCGACGACGAGUGGGGGGGCGCGGCCGGGGACGCGUACGUGAGACACUCGCGGCCGGGUCUGCUCUCCAUGGCCAACGCGGGGAAGAACACGAACGGGAGCCAGUUUUUCAUCACGCACGCCAAGACGAAGUGGUUGGACGGCAAGCACGUCGUGUUCGGUCAGGUGCUGAGCGGGUACGAGCACGUGAAGUGGUGCGAGAUGAACUGCGGGACGUUCACUGGGGAGCCGCUGUAUAACGUCGUGAUCGCGGACUGCGGGGAGGUGACGCGAGGAAAGAACGCGUGA
This is a messenger RNA of Micromonas pusilla CCMP1545, 516 nucleotides long. RefSeq lists its product as uncharacterized. The annotation marks the transcript as partial. Gene Ontology annotation, biological process: protein peptidyl-prolyl isomerization. The transcript is spliced from 2 exons. Lineage: Eukaryota; Viridiplantae; Chlorophyta; Mamiellophyceae; Mamiellales; Mamiellaceae. Gene Ontology annotation, molecular function: peptidyl-prolyl cis-trans isomerase activity. The record is from RefSeq and is a predicted model, not a curated record.